CCAUAUAAAAUUCCCGUACGGCGGGUUUUACUUGAAAUCUUAAGUUGGGUAGCACGGUUUGGUGUGCUACUUCGUGUGAAGAUAUCAUGACUUGUGUAAUUUCAGCUUCUCGAUUCACACUCUCCAUUUCCAAAUCCAUCAGCCUCUGCUCAUGUCCAAGGUCUAGGGUUUUCCCAUCUUCUUCUCUUUCUCUCCACUCUUCCAUUCGGAAAACCCAUCCAUUUUGCUCCGCCUCCAUGAGUCAAUCUGUUGAAACUAAUUCAGUUUCUACACCGGACGACGCCGGAGCAAAGGCGGAGGAGACACCCGCCGACGUUUUGAUUCAGUACGUGGUGCUUCGGAGAGAUCUGAUUGAUUCCUGGCCGCUUGGUAGCGUCGUAACUCAGGGAUGCCAUGCUUCUGUCUCUGCCAUUUGGUUGAAUAAAGAUGAUCCCCACACUUCCGACUACUGUAAUCCACAUAAUAUCGAUUCUAUGCAUAAGGUUACUCUUGAAGUGAAAGGAGAAACUCAAAUGGUUAACUUAUCAGAGAAACUCAAAGCGAACUCAAUCGUUCAUAAACUAUGGAUAGAACAACCAGAAAACAUUCCAACAUGUCUUGCUACAAAACCCUACCCCAAAUCUGUGGUAUCGCCAUUUUUUAAAAAGCUAAAACUCUUUCAUAUUAAAAUACGCAUGAUCAUACUUUUAUGAAGACACCUAGAAUUACAAACGAUUUCUGCAGAGAAAGAGAUCGUGGGGCAAAGACAAAGUAGCUUAUAAUCAUAAAAGAGAUACGUGGGAGAAGAAAGGCAAAAAAUUUCAGGUAAUCAAGGUACGUAUAUGAAUAUCUCUAUUUCUUAUACAGUAUAUAUUUUACACAAACACUGAUCAAAUUAACCAAACAAAGAUAAAAUUAGGUCAACCCUCCUCUCUAAACUUCACAGAUCAUGGGAAAAGUAACAACAACUGUAUAAGGUAACAGUGUUUUUAUCUACUGCAUAACAAGUUGUCUAGUGCACAUAGUGCAAUAGAACUUGCGUUUGGUUUUCCAGUAAAGAGGAACGAAACAGAACCUCCAUUGGCUUUCAACGUCAGUGGCUUGGAUCAUACCUCCACAGAAGGGGCAUACCCCUGGAGCUGGUUGCCUAGACAAAACCCUUUGAUCCUCAUCGCACACAAACACCAAACACAUCUUCUUCUUCACCUUCUUUAGGUUCUUGCUUUUCUUCUUAAGUCCUCUGGCUGAGGGAUUCUUUUUGCUAUUCGUUGGUCUGUUUUGUUAUGGGUUUGAAUGAAAAGUCUGGUUUUGGGAAAGUUGUGCACUUGGAAGAUUUUAUAGGGAAAGAUAAGGAAGUUUCAUGGAAUUUGUGGCUAAACCGCGUAUCUAGAAGAUUCUGACCCACUCCCGAAACUAUGAGAAGAAAAGUAUUGGAUCCUUAUGAAAAUUUCAGCCUCUUCUUGACAUUAAUAUUUUUGACUUUUGACUUUGACCAAUCCUCUUGGCUUCUUUGUCAAUUCUCAAUCGAAUUUAUCGUUCUAAA
Messenger RNA from Cucumis sativus (cucumber), 1522 nucleotides. RefSeq names its product putative peptidyl-tRNA hydrolase PTRHD1. Bases 87 to 692 code for a protein of 201 amino acids. The transcript is spliced from 3 exons. The record is from RefSeq and is a predicted model, not a curated record. Gene Ontology annotation, molecular function: peptidyl-tRNA hydrolase activity. NCBI's taxonomy places the organism in Eukaryota, Viridiplantae, Streptophyta, Magnoliopsida, Cucurbitales, Cucurbitaceae.